AUGGCUCAAGAGAGCUGGGAACGGGAGCAGGGCUCGGCGGGCUGCAAGCAAUCCGACCGGAACAUUCUCUGUGCCAACAACUGCGGCUUCUUCGGAAGCGCGGCGACGCUCAAUAUGUGCUCGCAGUGCUACGGCGAGCACGUAGCCAAGACCAUACAAGCCGCCGCCGCUACCGCUACAACAACAACAACUGCAACCUCUUCUAGCUCCAACCCCUCCGCCAGUCCGCAACGCAUGCAGCCGCCAGUAGCUCUUCGCACCGACCCGUGCCCGAGCGGCGCCACCAGCGGCAGCGGAAGCGGUAUCGCCGCGGCCGUGAGUUGCGGAGGCGCGGAGAACGUCCAGAGGACGGGUUUCCCAGUCGAGCCGUCGGCACAUCCGUUUUCGGCCAGGAAGGAGGAGAUUGACGUACGCGGGCAAACGCACCCUGCGCUUGCGAGUAUCGACACUCGAGCUUCGUCUGCUUCUCCUUCCGUCGCCGCCGCUGCUGCGGCUGUCGUCGCGCCUGCGCUUCCUUGCGUUGGACCCGCAGAACGCGGCAUGCUGAGACCGCGCCAAGGACGCUGCGACCGUUCCACCGUUGCGCGCGACGCGGCCGAAUGGGUCGAAACGCAGGAGGAGCUUCAGGCGCUACUGGCAGACCCGCUGCUCGCCGACGUGGCGGCUGACGUGUCGCUGGAGGAAGUCGAGACGCUGAUUGCGGCGGAAACGGGCGGCGGGAUGAGGCUGCGACAUCUCUACUUCUCCUCCUGUCUCCCUGCAGCGGUGGUGGUGCGGCAGUCAGCAACAGUGGGGGACCUGAGGGCUGCGGUUGAGAGGGGGGCGCGGAGAUGGGCGCAGGGGGAGGGCGCGGAGGCAGGGCGCUACAUCUGGUCGCAUGCAUGCCUGGCAGUGGACGGCCAUCCUCUCCCCUUCCACUCUCCCACCACCCCUCUGCUCGACCUUGGCCUCACCAACGGAGACCAGCUGUGCUUUCUGCCGUACCGCCCACCAACCACCAAGAGACACCAGCGGGCCAGACACUGGGGAAUGGGAUGA
Molecule: messenger RNA, 1038 nt
Organism: Closterium sp. NIES-65
Lineage: Eukaryota; Viridiplantae; Streptophyta; Zygnematophyceae; Desmidiales; Closteriaceae
Source: the annotation of a GenBank genome assembly